AUGGCUCCCAACGUCGCCAUCAUCCAGGGCACCGGAAGCGGCAUCGGCGCGCAGAUUGCCAAGCAGUACCUGUCGCGUACUGGGCUGCAAGUGGUUGCGCUCUCGCGUGAUGCUUCUCGCGCCAAGGAUGCGAUUCUCUCCGGCGACUCCUCGCUGGACUCGUCGCGGCUGCACACCUUCUCGCUCGACAUCAAGUCGGAAGAGUCCUACGACAAGGUCGCCUCCGAGGUCUCGUCGCGCUUCGGCUCUUCGUGCCUCAAGACGCUGUGGAACAUCAACGGGAUUCUGCAUGCCGAGAAGAACCUCUCGCAGAUCACCUACGACCAUCUCACCGAGACGUUCGCCGUCAACACCUUCUCGCACCUCAUGGGCUUCAAGCACUUUGUGCCGCUCGUCCCGCGGGGUGCUGAGGCCAAGAAGAUGCUCGAGGGUCAGUCGGAUGACGUUGCCCAGGGCGUGCUUCCGAAAGACCUCUGCGUGAUUGCUAGUCUCAGUGCCAGGGUCGGCUCGAUCGGCGACAACAACAAGGGCGGCUGGUACUCGUACCGCGCCAGCAAGGCCGCGUUGAACCAGCUUAUCAGGACGCUGUCCAAGGAACUCGAGCUGCGAAGCGUUCCGGCUAUUUCCGUCGGGCUCCACCCGGGCACCGUGCGCAGCAAUCUGUCCAAGGACUUCACCGGCGGCGAGGGAAGCGACAAGCCCCUCGACAAGAGCAAAGGCCAGUUCGAGGCUAGCGAGGCAGCCAAGAAUCUGGUCGACGUCGUGGGUGGUCUGGGCAAGGGCGACAACGGCUCCUUCAGGGAUUACAAGAACGACAUCAUUCCAUGGUAG
Molecule: messenger RNA, 831 nt
Organism: Moesziomyces antarcticus
Lineage: Eukaryota; Fungi; Basidiomycota; Ustilaginomycetes; Ustilaginales; Ustilaginaceae
Product: rossman fold oxidoreductase
Exons: 2
Coding region: 1-831 (276 amino acids)
Source: RefSeq, a predicted model, not a curated record